Hansenula anomala is the source of this 1374-nucleotide messenger RNA. RefSeq names its product putative mannosyltransferase (gene KTR5). The record is from RefSeq and is a predicted model, not a curated record. Gene Ontology annotation, cellular component: membrane; Golgi apparatus. Gene Ontology annotation, biological process: protein N-linked glycosylation; cell wall mannoprotein biosynthetic process. The annotation marks the transcript as partial. Lineage: Eukaryota; Fungi; Ascomycota; Saccharomycetes; Phaffomycetales; Wickerhamomycetaceae. The transcript has a single exon. Gene Ontology annotation, molecular function: alpha-1,2-mannosyltransferase activity.
UCUAAAAUGGAUGCGCCUUUCAUAGAAGGUUGUUCAAUUCCUAAUGUUGAUGGUCCUAGAGCGAAUGCCACUUUUGUCAUAUUGGCACGUAAUAAUGAAUUGGAUGAUGUGAUAUCUAGUAUGAAAUCGUUAGAAAGACAUUUUAAUCAAUGGUUUGGAUACCCCUAUGUGUUUUUAAAUGAUGAGGAGUUUAAUGAAGAGUUUAAAAUUGGUGUGAAGAAUUAUACAAUGGCUAAUGUUGAGUUUGGUGUCAUUAGUCCUGAUCAUUGGAAAUUCCCCAAUGAGGAUAGCGUGGAGUUUAAAGAAUGGGUGGAGACUCAAGGUGAUAGAGGUAUUAUGUAUGGUUCUAUGAAGUCGUAUCAUUCAAUGUGUCGGUUUUAUUCAGGGUUUUUCCAUAAACAUGAAUUGGUGAGGAAAUUUGAAUGGUAUUGGAGAGUUGAACCUGAUGUUGAGUUUUUCUGUGAUUUGACAUAUGACCCUUUUAUUGAGAUGGCUAAAUCUGGUAAAAAAUAUGGUUUCACAAUAAUGAUUAAAGAGUUAUGGGAAACUGUACCAAAUUUGUUUAGGUAUACUCAAGCUUUCUUAAAACAGGAUGGAAUCUCUAAAAAAAGUUCAUGGAGAUUAUUUGUGGAAAAUUAUAAAGACAAAUGGUUUUAUAUUGGUCGUGAUUUUGAAGAUAAAUAUGCAAAUUUCAAAGAUGAAAAAGAUCUGAAGAAUAGAGUAAGAGACUUGGUAAAGAUUAAACAAUUGUUGAAAAAUUCCAAGAAUAUAGACAACUCUGGUGAUUCUGAUUUGAAGACAGAUCAAUUGAAAGCACUCAUCAAAAAGGCAACUUCAGGAUCAAAACCUCUGCAAGGUGAACAAAUCGAUGAUGAAGAUUAUAACCUUUAUCAUUUUUGGUCAAAUUUUGAAAUUGCAAGAGUAGAUCUUUGGGAUAACCAUCUAUAUGAUUCAUAUUUCCAAUAUCUUGAAGAGACUGGAGGUUUUUAUAAAGAAAGAUGGGGUGAUGCACCUGUUCAUAGUCUUGCCGUUGGUUUCCUGUUGGAUUUACAAGAAAUCCAUUAUUUUAGGGAUAUCGGUUAUCAGCAUACCACAAUUGCUCAUUGUCCUUCAAAUCAUCCAAAUCAAUUACCUUAUGAAAGUUCUAAAACUUACAAAUCCAGUGACAAGAAGUUUGAAAAAUAUUGGUCUAAAUUUGAUCCCAAAAAACCUUAUGGUGUUGGUUGUAGGUGCAGAUGUCCCUCGGGUCAUAAAGAUAUUGAAGAUUCCAAUAAUGAUUUCUUGAAAGAAUGGUUUGAAAUGACACAAGAUGAUUAUCAGAAACCAAAACCAAUAAAUAUUAACAAGUUGGAAAGACAAGUGAGAAAAGAGCUA